GUCGGGUUAUUCCCGUUUGAUGCCAUAUGCUAUUAUUUUAUAUAUGAGAUCAAGAUCUAUUUACAAUUUGCAAUUAUUAUUUAGUCAAACAUGCGUGUGAUUUAUUUUUUAAUGCAGAGUCGUUAUUUUGACUGCGACGAGAGCGAAGAUUACAGCUCAGACGACAGCGAGACCGCAACCCGUUAUGUUGUGCCGGCGUCGGCUCCCUCUGCUCAGGAGUAUGCGGACGACGAAGACGAUGAUGAAGUCUUCGUCGACUCUGUACCAGGGGACAAUACAUCAACAGAUAUGUUGCUUGAUGCCAAAGAGCCUGCCAAGAUGUCCGUUACGUCUGACGAGAUGGAGUUGGAAGAAGAUGGCGAUAUGCAAUUAGAGGUCGCAGCCGGUACACCUGUACUACUUAAUUACCUACUAACUCAUCCCAUUACAUGCUCUAUACAAUAACGCUUCUGUUACUCUAUGAUUACAUUAGGGUGGAUUCACAUUUGUGAUCUAUUUGCGUACAGACCAGUACUAUUAUAUAAGUAGUAUAGGUAAAAUUCCUAUGCACAGAAUAGAGUAAGCUAAAGCCGAUUGAUACGAGUAGGUGCCAUCCAAGAACAUUAAAUAUAGUACGUAUGUGCCAUCCUUUGAAUGUAUACAUUAACCUUACAUAAAAUUACAUGGUUUUAUUGUAAUUAAAUAAUUAAUUGUUAUUAAUAAAAUAGGUAUUAAAAAUAAUGGAUAUAUAUGUGCACUGCUUUGUAUACGUUUAUCAUUUUACACAUACCUACAUUAUUUUGUAUGGUAUAAGGUGUAUACGCUGUGGUAAUAAAGAAACAGAACGCCAAGUUCCUCUGUUGUACUUAUGUGAAUUUAUUGUCAGUAUUAUAAGUAA
Molecule: messenger RNA, 877 nt
Organism: Diatraea saccharalis (sugarcane borer)
Lineage: Eukaryota; Metazoa; Arthropoda; Insecta; Lepidoptera; Crambidae
Source: the annotation of a GenBank genome assembly